GCCGCGCGGUCCUGUUCUCUUUUCCGGUCGGCGUGGUCCUCGAGCGGAGUGUCUUCCGCUGCCGGCCGUUCACCAUGAGCGUCCCGGCCUUCAUCGACAUUAGCGAAGAAGACCAGGCAGCUGAACUUCGUGCUUAUUUGAAAUCAAAAGGAGCUGAGAUCUCAGAAGAGAACUCAGAAGGUGGACUUCAUGUAGAUUUAGCUCAGAUUAUUGAAGCCUGUGAUGUGUGUCUGAAGGAAGAUGAUAAAGAUGUUGAAAGUGUGAUGAACAGUGUGGUAUCCCUCCUCUUGAUCCUGGAACCAGACAAGCAAGAAGCAUUGAUUGAAAGUCUGUGUGAAAAGCUGGUCAAGUUUCGGGAAGGUGAACGCCCUUCUCUGAGACUGCAACUGCUCAGCAACCUUUUCCACGGUAUGGAUAAGAACACUCCUGUAAGGUACACAGUGUACUGCAGCCUCAUCAAGGUGGCAGCAUCGUGUGGGGCCAUCCAGUACAUCCCAACUGAGCUGGAUCAAGUGAGAAAGUGGAUUUCCGACUGGAAGCUCACCACUGAAAAGAAACACACCCUCUUAAGACUACUUUAUGAGGCGCUCGUGGAUUGUAAGAAAAGUGAUGCUGCAUCAAAGGUCAUGGUGGAAUUGCUUGGGAGUUAUACAGAAGACAAUGCUUCCCAGGCUCGAGUUGAUGCCCACAGGUGUAUUGUGCGGGCACUAAAGGAUCCAAAUGCCUUUCUUUUUGACCAUCUUCUUACUCUAAAGCCAGUCAAAUUUUUGGAAGGCGAGCUUAUCCAUGAUUUAUUAACCAUUUUUGUGAGUGCUAAAUUGGCAUCGUAUGUCAAAUUCUAUCAGAAUAAUAAAGACUUCAUUGAUUCACUUGGCCUGUUACAUGAACAAAAUAUGGCGAAAAUGAGACUCCUCACUUUCAUGGGAAUGGCAGUGGAAAACAAAGAGAUUUCUUUUGAUACAAUGCAGCAAGAGCUACAGAUUGGAGCUGAUGAUGUUGAAGCAUUUGUUAUUGAUGCUGUAAGAACUAAAAUGGUCUACUGCAAAAUUGAUCAGACCCAGAGAAAAGUAGUUGUCAGUCACAGCACACAUCGGACAUUUGGAAAACAGCAAUGGCAACAGCUGUAUGACACUCUUAAUGCCUGGAAACAAAACUUGAACAAAGUGAAAAAUAGCCUUUUGAGUCUUUCUGAUACCUGAAUUUGUAUGCAAAUGUUUUUUCUUUGAGGGAAAAAAUGUUUUAAGUCAUAGUAAAAUACUUUCAAUUAAAAUUUGACCAGUCUGGCCAUUUAUUUUCUCAGUUUUAAGGAAUAUCACAAACUCUAGAAAACAAACUAAUGUUAAAAAAGGGACAGUUUGUCUUAACCAUAAUAUUUGAAUUCUAUAAAGAAAGGAACUAACAAACAGUGCUUUGAAGGAAUUAUACAAAGGGAAGAUAAAAGUUUAAAGAGGCCUGAUGCUAACAGCAAGCUCUGCAAAUACAAGAUGAAGUCUUCAUCCUACUAGAAAAAGUUGGUGAAGUGAAGGCAGCUAGCUGUAAAGCUUAAGAUGACCAAUCUUUGACCCGAGUGUAUCAUGUCAGGUUGACUACAGAAAGCUUUUAUCAGACUUUCACCUGAGCUCAUCAGUUUGACUAUGACAUUUAUCAACAUUUAGUCGCUUGUUUUUUCCAGCAUCUCUUCUGCUUUUCUUUUUUUGGUCUGGUUGCUGUUUUCUAAGCUUAGCAACUUUUCAAUCUCAGUUAGUUGGUUUAUCACAAGACUCUGCCAGUCUUUGUUACUAGGUGAAAAGGUGAGUAGAUCAGGAGUGUCUGUCACCUCCUUUGCCUGUGAAUUGCUUUGUUGCACAGUUGAAAUCCAAGGUUCUGCUUUCACCUAGGAAAGACCAUGUUUAUUUCACCAUCAAAAUUACCAUACAAAUGGCAGUGAGGAAAACCCAGAACACCUGCAAUCAGAGUGGAGUGUAAAGCUAUCUCAUGCCUGACUUAAGAAUUACUAUAGUAAUUUGGCAGCAGCGGUCCCUAAUGUGAAUGUCUGUCUUAUGUAGUAACUCUUCAAACACUUGUGUGUCCCAGGGAUACCGCAAAUAUUUUUUAAAAGGUCUUGGGCUUUGAUGAAAUAAAGUUAAAACUGCAGAUAACUGUCAGUCUGUCUUCCACCCACCCCAGAAAUGUCUGUUUGGUAACUCUGUCAAAGUGGUGGGAGAAGACUAGAAAUUCAAACAGGUUAAAAAAAAAAGUCUUUUCUGCCAGGCUGCUGACACUAUUGAGAAGAGCAGGAGGAACACUGAGGCAGAAGAGGAAAGCUGUAUUCACAAAACAACUUCUGUUUUAAGAGAUUUUUUUUCCUGAUACAAUACUUGAAAAUAGGAAUAUGAAGAAACUAAAUAUUGUUAUUAUUCCAUUAUCCAGAAAGAUAUGCCGGUAUUAUGGUAUUGGCUGCUAGACUUCCUUUUCUAAGUGUCCUCAUUUAUUCUACAGAAUCAUCUAUCUUGCCUUUUCCUGU
Messenger RNA from Chionomys nivalis (European snow vole), 2503 nucleotides. It is a transcript of the gene Eif3m, whose product is annotated as eukaryotic translation initiation factor 3 subunit M. The transcript has 11 exons. Gene Ontology annotation, molecular function: translation initiation factor activity. Gene Ontology annotation, biological process: cytoplasmic translational initiation. The record is from RefSeq and is a predicted model, not a curated record. Gene Ontology annotation, cellular component: eukaryotic translation initiation factor 3 complex; cytoplasm. Lineage: Eukaryota; Metazoa; Chordata; Mammalia; Rodentia; Cricetidae. Bases 75 to 1199 code for a protein of 374 amino acids.